Acanthosepion pharaonis is the source of this 456-nucleotide messenger RNA. Lineage: Eukaryota; Metazoa; Mollusca; Cephalopoda; Sepiida; Sepiidae. The record is from the annotation of a GenBank genome assembly.
AUGAUAUCUAUUCCGUUUCUUUCAGGCUUUCUUUUAUCUUUUAAUUUAUUUAUUUGUAUAUAUUCCAUUUGCAUUGUCUGUUUUCCUUUCUUGCUCUUUCUUUCUCGUACUAUUUCUUUUUUCUUUCGUUCUUCCUCUAUUUCUUCUUUCUUUCUCUUUCUGGAUUAUUCUCUUUCUACUGCCCAUUCUCAUUCAUUUCGUUUCUUCCUUUUUGUUGUUUUUACUAUUUUUUCUUUCUUUCCUUCAUUCUAUCAGCUUUUAAAUUUCUUUCUUGUCAUUGAAUCAAUUUCUUUCCUCUCGUGUCUCGCUCGUUUUCGAUGUUAUACUUUUUUCUUCAUCUUUUUCACUUAUAUUUUUCCACUAGCCUCCAGUCUUUCCCUAUAUUUGCACUACCCUCUUUUUUCAACCAAUCAUUUUUCACCGUCUGCCUGUCUCUUUCCUGAACCGCCUUCUUAA